UAAAAACUACUAAUUCCCAAUAAAAAAAAUUUGUGAAUUUCCUUUUUAAAACGUUUGCAAUUUUAGUGUUGAAUUAGCUGUGAAUACAAUAAAUAGCUUUCCCCAAGAAUUAGAAAUAAAAAUUCGUGUAUUUAAAACCGAAAACAAGAAGUAGAGCUUUAAAAAAAUAAAUAAAAACAUUUUUACAAAUUAGGCAUAUUUAUUUGAUUGGCUAUUAACUAAAUAAAGAAAUAAUGAAGCAAUUGCUUUAAAAAGAUAACUUCUUAGUUUCAUUAUAAAUCAUACUAGUGUCAACACGAGUGUUGGAUAUAAGGCUUAUUAUGUCGUAUUAUGCUUAUAGUAAAGAGCUGCUUUUAACGGAAUGCAUACAGGAGAGAAUGAUACAAAUCACAACCAAAAAGCAUACAACCACGAUGACGAUGAAAAGGAAGAACAACAGAUUAUUGAUAUGGCGUUGAUAGAAAUGAAUAAUGGUAAUUAUGAUAAAGCCAUCUCACUUCUGGAUAAGGCUAAACAGCUGUACGCUAGUUCGAGAGCAGAGGAGUUACAGGAAUUAAUAAUAAAAUUGCAAACAAAUGCAUUCCAAGGUAGCGAAACAAAGGCAACAAACAGCACAAAACCAACAUCAUCGGUACGUCAACGUAAACAUUCUAAUACAGAUGCAAAAAAUCCAUCAGAAGAAUACAAAUCACAAUCGGACUUUACCAGUGAACAAUUAAAUUUGGUAAAGAAAAUAAAUCAGUGCAAAAAUUAUUAUCAAGUUUUGUCGGUAUCUCGUGAGGCUACAGAUAGCGAAAUUAAAAAAGCUUACAAGAAGUUGGCAUUACACCUACAUCCCGAUAAAAAUCAUGCUCCCGGUGCCGUUGAAGCUUUCAAAACCCUGGGUAAUGCUAUGGCUGUAUUGACAGAUGCCAAAAAACGCAAAGAAUAUGAUUUAUCUGGUGGCGAUUACAUAACACCAAAUGGCAACUCAUCAAAUUUCUAUAAGAGCACUUCAUCUUAUCAACAGUAUUACAGUCACAGUCAUCAACAUCAUCAUCAUCACAGCUCUUCGGAAGGUUCGUUUAGUGGCGGUGAAGAGUUUACAGCAGAGGAGUUGUUUCAUAUGUUUUUCGGCAACUAUCCUUCAUCUCAGACCCACUAUCGUCGUCGGCCAUAUCAGUCGGCUAAUCAACGACAACCCCAAGAGCAGGGUCAACAGCCAAGUUUGGCAUUCGGUUUACUACUUGUAAUGAUACUGAUGUCAAUGUUUAUGUCUCUAUUCUCAACGGAUCCAUUAUAUAGUUUAUCACAUUCUAGCAAAUAUAAUGUGCGUCGUCAAACACAACAUUUAUCUGUUCCUUAUUAUGUGAAAGAGAAUUUUGAUAGUGAUUAUCAAGGUUCAUUGGCGCGAUUGGAAAAUUCAGUUGAAGAGGAUUAUGUCUACACUAUGAAACAACAUUGUUUUCGUGAACGCAGUUAUCGUGAAGCAAUGAUGGCACGUGCUCGCAGUUUUGGUAGUCGCGCACAGUUUGCUCAGGCUCAAGGUUUAAAAAUGCCAUCCUGUGAUAAUCUAUCGAAAAUUGGCAUUACACGUUAUUCUUUGUAUUAAAAUACAAUGUAGUAAUUAUCUAUUCAAUAUGUUAUGUAUACAUAUUAAACCAUAUAAGCGAUUUAAAUCGACGCAAUAUUCUUAUAUUUUAAAUGUUUAUUUAAAUAAAUAAAUCUUAUAAAAUUAUUAAAAUAUCUCAAAAAAGAACUAACUACUUGAUACAUGUUACAGUAUCAUGUUACAGUAUUAUGUUUUAGAAAUGAAUUAAUAAAUAAAAAUUACUAUGAAU
Messenger RNA from Lucilia sericata (common green bottle fly), 1820 nucleotides. Its product is annotated as dnaJ homolog subfamily B member 12. NCBI's taxonomy places the organism in Eukaryota, Metazoa, Arthropoda, Insecta, Diptera, Calliphoridae. Gene Ontology annotation, cellular component: endoplasmic reticulum membrane. The transcript is spliced from 4 exons. Gene Ontology annotation, biological process: cellular response to misfolded protein. The coding region runs from base 362 to 1591 and encodes 409 amino acids. The record is from RefSeq and is a predicted model, not a curated record. Gene Ontology annotation, molecular function: Hsp70 protein binding.